This is a messenger RNA of Ictalurus punctatus (channel catfish), 2811 nucleotides long. RefSeq names its product cytohesin 4b (gene cyth4b). The coding region runs from base 247 to 1458 and encodes 403 amino acids. The record is from RefSeq and is a predicted model, not a curated record. NCBI's taxonomy places the organism in Eukaryota, Metazoa, Chordata, Actinopteri, Siluriformes, Ictaluridae. Gene Ontology annotation, molecular function: guanyl-nucleotide exchange factor activity. Gene Ontology annotation, biological process: regulation of ARF protein signal transduction. The transcript is spliced from 14 exons.
CAGGCGUUUGCGGCAGUAAUUCUCAUCUUCUCACCCUCAGAGAUGACUGAAGCAUGCAGUGUUUUGAUGUAUCGCUAAAAUCCUAGAGGAUCUGAAAUCAGAGUGCUAGGAUAUUUAUAUACACGUUUUAUAGAAGAGAGCAGUGGGCUGAAAAUGGAGAGCUGUCAACUGAAAAAUCCUAAAGGAGAAUGUCCGGUCUUCAGUCUGUAAGUUGAAACUCAAGUGACUGGAUUCUGCAGCAAGACAAUGAUCCAAAGCAUUGGAGUAAGGCCUAGUCCUAGAAUGUCUGCUGAUUUCUCGCCAGAGGAACAGCUUGAGAUUGAAAACCUAAAGCUGCACAAGCAGGACCUUCUGGCUGACAUUCAGAAGCUGAAGUGGGAGAUCGAGAGUGUGAUGGCCGAAAUUCAGGACUUUGAGUCUACAGAAGAGAACAAAAUCCACGAGAGAGGUAAGCAGAUUUCUAGCGGCAAGAAGAAAUUCAACAUGGACCCAAAAAAGGGGGUCAAUUACCUGGUGGAAAAUAACCUGCUGGAGUGGAAGCCCCAAAGCAUUGCUGAGUUCCUCUAUAAAGAAGAAGGUCUCAAUAAGACUGCAAUAGGAGACUUCCUGGGAGAAAGAGAGGAUAUGCACCUCCAGAUCCUAAAAGCUUUUGUGGAACUUCAUGAGUUUUCAGACCUCAACCUUGUCCAAGCACUGAGGCAAUUCCUGUGGAGUUUCCGCCUUCCUGGUGAGGCGCAAAAGAUUGACCGCAUGAUGGAGGCCUUUGCCACUCGCUACUGUGAAUGUAAUCCAGACGUCUUCCAGUCCACUGACACCUGUUACAUCCUCUCAUUUGCCAUUAUCAUGCUGAACACCAGCCUGCACAAUCCCAACGUGAAGGACAAGACCACGCUAGAGCGCUUCAUCAGUAUGAACAGAGGCAUCAACAAUGGCGAAGAUCUUCCCAAUGAGCUUCUCACGAAGCUGUACGAGAGCAUACGAAAUGAGCCAUUCAAAAUCCCAGAGGAUGAUGGGAACGAUCUGACACACACUUUUUUCAACCCGGACCGGGAAGGUUGGCUUCUCAAACUGGGAGGAAGAGUGAAGACAUGGAAGAGGAGAUGGUUCAUCUUGACUGAUAACUGUCUCUACUAUUUUGAAUACACCGCAGACAAAGAACCGAGGGGGAUCAUUCCUCUAGAGAACCUCUGCGUCAGAGAAGUCAACUACACACGCAAACCGUACUGUCUGGAGCUGUAUAACCCCAACAGUAAGGGACAGAAGAUCAAAGCAUGCAAGACAGAGACAGACGGAAGGGUGGUGGAAGGGAAACAUCAGAGCUACAUGAUCUGUGCUUCAACAGCUGAAGAAAGAGACGACUGGAUCGAAGCUAUCAGGGCGAGCAUCACAAAGGAUCCAUUUUAUGACCUGGUCUCAGUCAGAAAGAAGAAAGUCAUACAGCAAACACCACAGGACUGACCACAACAGUGCAUCAUGGGAUGUGGAAUGAGAAGUGACAAACACUGCAGUCUGCAUGUAGCAGGAACAGAAUGACUAAAUGUUUAGUCAUUACUCACGUCACUGUGUAUAACCAGGAACUGAAGAGAAGCAGUUCUUUUUGUCUCUGCUGUUUGUGUGGAACAAAUAGUUUGUAGCAUGACCAGCAGUUUUUUAAAGACCUACAAUCAAAUUGCUUAAAGAGGUCAUUUAAAGGCCUUGGGAAAGCAGUUUUGAGAUCGAAGUAUUAUUAAUGUACUUUUAUAUUUUUGGUCUUAUGGACCUGCAUGGUGUCUUAAGAUAUUUUGGAAUAAUAGCCAUAUUGGAUUUUUUGAAAUGAAUGCUUUCAUUGUGGGAAAUGAAGCCUCCUCAGCGAGACUGUCAGUGUAGGAAAUGUGUUUUUUCUUUACACACACAAGCCAAUCUGAUGACUUUGUUGAAUACUCCAGCACUUAACACUGGCUCAUUUAAUGGCUCGAUGUUUGGAUAUCACCUCACUUGUCUUGUUGUUUCGGAUUAAAAAUCAAAUUCCUAACAAAUCAAUGUAAAUAGGUGUGAUGGUAUAGAUGUUAUUCAAAUCAUAACACUUAUAGUAGGCUCCUAACACACAGACUUGAACUGAUUUCAUCACUUAGAGCCAAACCCAGAGUUAAGCGCACAGUGAGGAUUUAAUACAGAAAUUACACACAUCAGUUUUCAGACCUCAGAUGUAACUACUAAUGUACAGUAAGUGCUGUUCAGACGUUACACACAUGGGGCGGAGUUUGCCUAAAACAGGUGUGUUUCAGUUGUGCCCAAUUAUGAAUUUUAAGCUGAAAUUUAAGCUUUAGGCUGUAAAUACACUUAAAAUGGAAUGCCAGUUGAGGUCAAUAUUAAAUACAUAUAUUACAUAUGUAAAUAUUGACAUAACCUUUGGACUUGUCUCCAGGUCAAUCGAUAAAAAUUUAUGAACAAUUUCUGCUAGAUUUAUAUUUGUAAAGAAUGAUAGAUCAUUUGACAUAUUGCAUGUUUUAAAUGUAAGCCAAUGGGAAGCUGCCAGCAACGGGUUGAAAUGUGGUCGCUUUUUUGGGUCACAGUGAGGAAUCCAAAUAGUUCAACUUUUUCUGGCCAAUCAGGUUAAAAGUUGAGGGGGCAAGCAAGCAAAACAAACAUGAAGGACAAACUGCUAGUGGAAAAUGCUACGUGAGUUCUUAUAAAUAAAAUUAUGUCACGAAUAGAAAAUAUUUCAUUGCCAAUAUUCCAACAUUGCAAUGAAACAUAUAAAUUAAAAAGAACAACAUGUCUAUGUUUGGGACAUUCACCGGUUUCCAAUGUGACAUCCCACUUUAUCUGUGG